AUGGAUAAGUACGUGAUGGAAUUAGGGACCGGCAGUCCGGUGGUGGUAUUUAGCAAAACCAAUUGUUGCAUGUCGUACGCAAUAGUCAUGCUAAUACGUGGUUUUGGGGCAAGCCCUGUUGUUUAUGAACUCGAUAAUUUACCUUAUGGACGACAAGUGGAGAAGGCAUUGAUGGCAUUAGGGUGCGACCCGAGUGUACCGGCCGUGUUCAUAGGGCAAGAGUUCAUCGGUGGCUCUAAUGAGAUCAUGAGCCUCAAUGUCAAGGGUAAGCUCAAGCCAUUGCUCAUCAAGGCCAAUGCUAUAUGGAUGUAG
Molecule: messenger RNA, 312 nt
Organism: Striga hermonthica
Lineage: Eukaryota; Viridiplantae; Streptophyta; Magnoliopsida; Lamiales; Orobanchaceae
Source: the annotation of a GenBank genome assembly